ACUGGAAAUGGAAAAGCAGCCUGUAAAAGAAAUAUAAAACCCUAAACCCCUCUUUUUUAAAAAAUAAUUUAAGUUCAAUUUAUCAUUCUUCAUCCUUUCUUCAAAUCUAGUAGCAGUAUCCGCAGGCAGACCAAUCUACAAGAAGGUAUUAUUAAUCCGAUUUCACUUAAUAUGGCCUCCUCGUGCAGUAAUCUGUUGUUAUAAUUUCCCGCGUUUUAAUUUACUUGAAUUUGUAUUUUCACUUAAUUGAAUUUUUAUUUUUCAAAAUUCAAUUUGUAUAUCCUCAAUUAAUUUCCUCCUCAAUCAAAUUUAUCAUCGAUAUUGUAAGUUUACUCUAAUUAUUUGAUUAUUUAAAUUUGAUCAAUAUGUUCAUGAUAAUAUGACUAAUAUCAUGAUUCAUGUUAUAGUGUUACUCCGUCUUCCCUUGUUCAAUAUGUUUAUGAUUAUUUUCCGCAAACAGUAUUCUCCACAAUUGCAAACAGCUAAUUAAAUCCGUAUCAGAUUGAUAGCAAGUUACUAAUUGUUCUAUUUUACAAUUCUUAUAAUUUGUAAUGUGAUCAGGCGCUAUUCUUUCUUGAUUUAUAUUAAGUAAAGAUAGAUUUUAUGUAAAUUAGAGUUUUCUUAGAAUUACAAUUCCUCAUAGACUUAGGAUUGUACUACUAUAUAUAUUUCACUAAUGAGAACCUCCCACAUAGGGAGAAUUACAUUAUUCUACAAUCCUUUCUUCAUAUCCAGCAGCAGUAAACGCAGACCAAUCUACAAAAAAGUUGACUAAGUUAUGAGGGAAGUGAUUCUUGGCUUGCCUGGACCAUGGGCUGAUCAUAAUCUAGAGCUUGCUGAUCAUUAUACUACCAAAAUCGGAGGUCUUCCUGACUGGCCUUUUCCCGAGUCAUCUUUAGGAUUGGAUUUCAUCGAGUGUGGUUCGUGUCGAAGUAAAUUGUGCCUAAUUUCACAGGUAUAUGCACCAAUUCAUGGUGCACCUCUGAAGAUCGAAGAGCGUGUAAUUUAUGUACUUGGUUGCCCUAAUCCACCUUGCAGAAGCUGGCGUGCUAUUCGUGUUCAGAAGCCUGGAAACUGUGGGGAACCAGAACUUGUCGACUCACAAGCGGCCUCAGCAAUUGUUUCAUCUUCGGCUUCUGAAAUUAAGGCUUCCAAUGAUUUGUACUCAUUUGAAGCUGAAUCAGAGGAUGAUGGAGAUGAUGAUGAUGAUGAUAUAAACUUGGAGGAAUUGGGUAGGGCUCUAUUUGAAGCUGCAAGCCUUGCUUCUAAGCCAGCUAAACAAGAUGUCAAGAGUAACACUGAGACCAAAACAAUACCUCCUUCAUUGAAUCCGAAUUCUAGAAAAGUUGAUGCCACUAGUAUGGAACUUCCUUGCUUUUACGUAUACAGUCAAGAGGAUAAAUCUUCCCGGGAUUCAUCCGCUGUUUGUUCCAGUUAUCCUUCACUUUCAGCCGAGGAGGCACAAGCUAAAGAUAGUAACGAUCCAAUAGAGGAAGAAACCUGGGAAGAAGAACGCUAUGAGUAUGACAAAGCUUUAAGUGCAGAUAGAAUUUACCUGAAGUUCAAGAAAAGACUGGACAAAUGGCCAGAACAAUGUUUCAGGUAUUGCUUUGGGGGGAAGCCUCUGUUGGCUACUGGAGAUAUCGCUGAUCCUAAAACAUGUGACCUUUGUGGUGAACCAAGGCACUUUGAGUUGCAGCUUAUGUCACCAUUAGUUUAUUUUCUACAAGAAGGAGCUAUAGGUGGACAAAGAAAUUUGCUGGAGAACUGGAAUUGGAUGACGCUCAUCGUAUAUACAUGUUCAAAGAGCUGCUUUCAGAGGAUGGAUUCUGAAGUGGCCAACUUGCAUCAAUGGAGUGUGGUAGAGGAGACUGUUAUAGCACAGUUUGAGAAGCCUCUGACUAAAUCAUCUUGUCUAGGUUACUUCUCUUAAUUUAUACUUUAUAGUAUCAAUAUAUCUUUGCUUGUCAUUUUCACGUUUUCUUGUUGGGAGCUUUCAUAGCUAGUCACUGAAAUUGUAAAUUUGAUAGUUUUGUUUAUCAGCAUUUUAACAGUUUAUACAUUAUAUGAUCAAAACUUGUGAGCAUUUAUCGCCUAA
Spinacia oleracea (spinach) is the source of this 2098-nucleotide messenger RNA. Its product is annotated as probable 20S rRNA accumulation protein 4. The transcript has 8 exons. Lineage: Eukaryota; Viridiplantae; Streptophyta; Magnoliopsida; Caryophyllales; Amaranthaceae. The coding region runs from base 779 to 1933 and encodes 384 amino acids. The record is from RefSeq and is a predicted model, not a curated record. Gene Ontology annotation, cellular component: cytoplasm.